This is a messenger RNA of Ectocarpus siliculosus, 1944 nucleotides long. NCBI's taxonomy places the organism in Eukaryota, Phaeophyceae, Ectocarpales, Ectocarpaceae. The record is from the annotation of a GenBank genome assembly.
AUGCUAUUUGGGAUGGCCAGCCUCAUCAAGCUGCUCGUGCUUGCCCCCUGCCUUUAUCGCAGCACCGACUUCGAGGUUCACCGUAACUGGCUAGCGAUAACGCACUCGAAGUCCUUGGUAGACUGGUACUGGGAGGAUACAUCGGAGUGGACGCUAGACUAUCCGCCGCUCUUUGGAUACUUCCAGUGGGCCCUCUCUCAGGCAGCCGUCCACGUGGAGCCGGAUCUAGUGAAGAUCACCCCGUACUACGAGCCUAGCGAGGUGGCAGUGUGGUUUCAGAGAGUUUCAGUUAUGGUGGUGGAUGUGACGAUGGUGCUCGGCGUUGUUGCCUGGUGCAAGGGUGCGAGAAUGCGGCAAAAAUCAGGCGGCGUGCACUCCGGCACUGUCCCGCAAGAUGUGGCGUGUGCAACCUGCGUGGGCCCGUUGGUCCUGCUCAACUCCGGUCUGUUUCUGGUGGAUCAUGUCCACUUCCAGUACAACGGCUUCCUUCUGGGACUGCUGCUCUUGUCCAUGGGGCUGAUCAGACAGGGUAGGGUGCUGUCUGGAGGAGCGACCUUUGCGGGUCUGCUGAUGCUCAAGCACCUCUUCCUGGCGCUCGCGCCGCUGUAUUUCGUAUACCUCUUGAGGAGCUACUGCUGCGGUGCGAGUGCGCAGCAGCUGUCGAAAGGUGUUGGCGGCAGCGGCGAUGUUAGAAGAGGUGGCGAAAGCAGCGUGGGUGAAGCAUCUCAACCCCCCGAGCGAGGAGACCGCAAGGAUCUUCAGCGAGCGGUACCCUCGGUCUCCCACGAACAAGUACAGGCGGUUUCACGUGAAGACGCACCAUUAGCCAGGCUGUCUUGGAAACGGCUGGCCUCUCUUGGCUCUGCCGUGUUGUUCGUUUUUGGGUCGGUGCUAGGACCGCUGUGCGUCUCGGACGGCUGGACGAAGGAUGCAUGCUUGAAGCAGCUGGGGCAGCUCGGGGUCAGGUUGUUCCCGUUCGGCAGGGGGUUGGUCCACGCGUACUGGGCGCCCAACGUGUGGGCAGUGUACCUAUUUCUCGAUCGGGUCUUGCUCGCCUCGCUCAAACUCGCUGGGCUGGCGGCCGUUUCGGACGGGAAGGGGUCCACUACAGGGGGACUUGUGCGGACGGAAAUCAUGGCCAUACUCCCCUCGGUGCCGACUGCGGCCUGCCUCUUCCUUUCCGUCCUCGCGUGCUGGCCGGCCUUCGUGCGGGCGUGGAAGACUCCCUCCGCACAAGUGUUUGCCUGGGGAGUGGUGCACUGCUCGCUGAGCGCGUUUCUCGUGGGUUUCCAUGUGCACGAGAAGGCGCUACUAGUCCCCGCUGUCGUUUCGGCCCUGUUAGCGUCUCACUCCAGGGCCGGUGCAAGGAUGUACCUUCGGCUGUCCUUCCUAGCGGCCUUUGCGGUGUUCCCUCUUCUGCCCGGCCCCGAGCUCAGGGUGCUCAAGGUCGUGCUCUUGAUCACGCACCUGAUGCUGGCGACUUCUCUAUUGGAGCACCGUCAUGCCGAAAACAUCAAGUAUGAGGGAAUGGCGCCUACGCACUCCCGUGUUUCCGAGAGAAUUCUUGCCGACCAUUCCUCGGAAAGGUCUCCCUCCUCGGCUCCUGGGGAACCGUCCAGGAAAGCGAGUGGUAGCGUGACAGAACUUGUUGGUCUAGCUCCAGAGCAACGAGCCGGUGCUGGUGUGGGACGUGUUUCGACAGGGGGAAAGUGUGCACCAGCCCCUUGUUUGUGGACGGGUUGGGACAAGGCCUAUGUUGCCGGGGCUGGAGUUAUUUUUGUUCUGGGAGAGGUUGUGCACCCCUUGGUGUUUCAGGAGGGGACUCUGCCUUUUCUUCCACUGAUGGGUGUGUCGGUGUUUGGCGCAGUCGGUGUGAUGGCAUGUUGGGGGCUGUCGGUCUCGGCCAUUUCCACGACCGUUCAAGGGAAUGAAGAACCAAUGUAA